AUGCCGCGCGCUGGCGGCCGGAAGGGAGGGCGGGAGCGCCUGAGUGGCAGCUCGAGGAGGAUGGAGGAGGAAGCGGCGGCGGCGGCUGGAGGGGUCGCGGGUGUGUGAGGUGUGCCUCCCCCCUGUCGCCGUCGGCUAUGGCUCUGAUUGAGGGCGUGGGGGACGAAGUGACGGUCCUCUUUGGGGUUCUGCUGGUGGUGCUGGUGCUGGCCCUCGCCUGGUUCUCCACGCGCACGGUGGAGCGAGGGGACCCCCUCUUUGCUGCCUCCCCCCCUCUGGCCGCAGGGGGGCAGCCGCGGGAAGGAGGCCUCCUGGUGGAAGACAGGCCUGGGGCGCAGGUCUCGGGGGUCCGGCAGGUCAAGGACGAAGGGGCAUCGUCUUCGGCUGCUGCUGCUGCGGACGCCGGGGGGCUCAGGAAUCGGACGGCCCCCAGCCCUGCCCAGGGACCCCGGCUGGCCCCUGGCGCAGAAGCCCCCCCAGCAGACAACACCAUCGUUCUGCGGCUGAAGUUCCUGAAUGACACAGAGCGCCUGGCUAGGGUCCACCCUGAGGACACUGUUGGCACCCUGAAGAGGACCCACUUCCCGGGCCAGGAGCAACUGGUGCGCCUCAUCUACCAGGGCCAGCUCCUCCGGGACGACUCGCAGACGCUCUCCGCCCUGCACCUUGCCCACAACAGCGUGGUGCACUGCCACAUCUCGCAGAACCGGCCGCCGCCUGCGCCCGCCCACGGCAACGGCGCCCAGGCCGACACCGCCCAGGCGGCCCUCAACGUGGGCAGCCUGAUGGUGCCUCUCUUUGUGCUGAUGCUGGGCGCCCUCUGGUACUUCCAGCUGCAGUACCGCCACGUCUUCACGGCCACGGCCACCACCUGCCUGGCAGGCCUCACCCUCGUCUUCAGCUUCGUGGCCUUCGCCGUCUACCGCAGAUAGCGCCCGUCCGAGGCCCGGACUCUGCGCGCCAGCCUGCCAGGGGAGGGCAGGGCCCCCGGGUGGACAGAGACCUCGCGGGCUCCCCGACUGCCACCUCCGAGCUGCCUGGAUGUGUGCCCCCCGCCCUUCCUCU
This is a messenger RNA of Lacerta agilis (Sand lizard), 1065 nucleotides long. It is a transcript of the gene TMUB1, whose product is annotated as transmembrane and ubiquitin like domain containing 1. The coding region runs from base 138 to 932 and encodes 264 amino acids. Gene Ontology annotation, molecular function: protein binding. Lineage: Eukaryota; Metazoa; Chordata; Lepidosauria; Squamata; Lacertidae. The transcript has 3 exons. The record is from RefSeq and is a predicted model, not a curated record.